AGGCCGGCAGGCGGCACCGCGCAGGCGCGGCGGCCAUUUCCGACGCAGCGGUGAAGGUUCGGGCGCGGCCGCAGCGCCCGGUUCUUGCCCGCCGGCUGGGCCUCGGCUCCCCCCGCCCGGCCCAGCGGCUGCCUCCGGCCCGCCGCCCGGUGCCGGUUCCCGUGCCCUGUGCUCUCCUGCCGGCGCGCUGCCCUCUGCCCCUGGCGCGUCCCCGGCACCAUGUCUCGAAGAUAUGACUCCAGAACUACCAUAUUUUCUCCGGAAGGUCGCCUGUACCAGGUUGAGUAUGCCAUGGAGGCCAUUGGCCAUGCAGGGACCUGCCUGGGGAUUCUGGCAAACGAUGGAGUCCUGCUGGCAGCAGAGCGGCGCAACAUUCACAAGCUUCUCGAUGAAGUGUUUUUCUCAGAGAAGAUUUACAAACUUAAUGAGGAUAUGGCGUGCAGCGUGGCAGGAAUAACUUCAGAUGCCAAUGUUCUAACAAAUGAGCUGAGACUGAUUGCACAGAGGUAUUUGUUACAGUAUCAAGAGCCCAUUCCUUGUGAACAACUAGUAACAGCACUGUGUGAUAUCAAGCAGGCUUACACACAGUUUGGAGGAAAACGUCCUUUUGGUGUUUCAUUGCUCUAUAUUGGCUGGGAUAAGCAUUAUGGAUUUCAGCUGUACCAAAGUGAUCCUAGUGGAAAUUAUGGAGGGUGGAAAGCCACAUGCAUUGGGAAUAAUAGUGCUGCAGCUGUGUCAAUGCUGAAGCAAGACUACAAAGAAGGGGAAAUGACCUUAAAGACUGCCCUGGCUUUGGCCAUUAAGGUUCUAAACAAGACCAUGGAUGUCAGCAAGCUCUCUGCUGAGAAAGUUGAAAUUGCAACACUGACAAGAGAGAACGGAAAGACAGUAAUCAGGGUUCUGAAGCAAAAGGAGGUGGAACAAUUGAUAAAACAACAUGAGGAGGAGGAAGCAAAAGCUGAACGUGAAAAGAAGGAGAAAGAACAAAAAGAGAAGGAUAAAUAGAAUAUGAAAUCAAGUGUUCUCUAGAUAAUAAAGGACCUGCUUCAGCAAAAGAUAAUCUGGAUUUUUGUGCUGUAGAAGCCUUACAGCCAUGCCAUGGAGGACCCAGAAGUACUUUUGAUGAACCAGGUCCUUAGUCAUCAUUUAGAUAAUUAGUUUACUGCUCCUUACAUCGACCAAUAAUUGCUUUAAUUCUUGAACACUCUUUCUUUCAUCUUCUAUUUUUUAUUAUGGAAUAAAAGUUAAGAAGAAUA
This is a messenger RNA of Zonotrichia leucophrys gambelii, 1256 nucleotides long. RefSeq names its product proteasome 20S subunit alpha 4 (gene PSMA4). Bases 220 to 1005 code for a protein of 261 amino acids. The record is from RefSeq and is a predicted model, not a curated record. Gene Ontology annotation, biological process: ubiquitin-dependent protein catabolic process; proteasomal protein catabolic process. Gene Ontology annotation, cellular component: proteasome core complex; cytosol; nucleus. NCBI's taxonomy places the organism in Eukaryota, Metazoa, Chordata, Aves, Passeriformes, Passerellidae. The transcript has 9 exons.